Molecule: messenger RNA, 630 nt
Organism: Cladocopium goreaui
Lineage: Eukaryota; Dinophyceae; Suessiales; Symbiodiniaceae
Source: the annotation of a GenBank genome assembly
AUGUGGAGCGGUGGAACCUCAACCACCAACACGAAGCAAGCUCUGACCAUUUAUGUCACGAACAUCCCUGGCAAUAUCACUUUGGCGCAAGUGUCAGCGCUUUUUUCCAAGGAUGAAGGUUUCUGUGGCCUGCGGGCAGUUGGAGGGUCCAAGAAGAUUGUUUUUGUGGAUUUUGGAACUGAAAUACAAGCGACCCAAGCGAUGCGAAGGCAUCAAGGGCACCGCUUUGACCCUGCAGAGGAAGGUUUGAUGAUUGAUUUUGACCAUGACAAACGUUCAAAGCGAAGUCGUGCCAUAGAGAAACCUUGGAGCGCUGCCUCCUUUGAUCGAGCCCGCGGCAAGAAAGGAGCAGCGCCAAAGCGGCGACGGCUUCCAUCCCGAGAGCGAGAAGCAGAGAUGUUUCAGCGCGAACGUGCCAGGAGCCUGCGCCAAGGCACCCAGACAGAAGUGGCGUUGAAGGAGCCCAAGACAGGGCCAAAGCCGCCCUCUUACGUCAAGCUGAAGCCAGUCGCGGAUUCCAAUGAGGCUCCGACAUCAUCAGUGGUUUCAGCACUGGUGGCAUACAGCUCCAGUGAGGAGAACUCAGCACCUAGUGACGAAGAACCAGAAAGUGACAAAACAAAGCCCUAA